AUGCCCAGUUACCAAUCCAGCCCUGACUACCAAACUGAUUUUACCAUAACAGCGAGUCAGGAUGGGCACGUGAAAUUCUGGAAGAAGAAGGAGGAUGAAGGAGUGGAGUUUGUCAAGCACUUCCGCAGCCAUUUGGGAGUGGUCGAGUGUAUCUCCGUCAGUGCGGAGGGAGCGCUUUUCUGCUCUGUGGGUGAUGAUCAGGCCAUGAAAGUUUUUGAUGUUGUCAACUUCGACAUGAUCAACAUGCUCAAACUCGGCUUCCAUCCUGGCCAGUGCGAAUGGAUCUAUAAUCCGGGAGACGCCAUCUCCACCGUAGCCUGUUCUGAGAAAUCUUCUGGGAAGAUUCUUGUAUACGACGGACGGGGCAGUAAUCAGCCCCUGCACACGUUUGAAAAGAUGCACACCGCGCCACUGUCUCGGAUCCGCCUGAAUCCCAAGUAUCGUGUCAUAGUGUCCGCUGAUAAGACGGGGAUGUUGGAAUACUGGACGGGGCUCCCGAGCGAAUUCAAAUUUCCACGGCAGGUGGAGUGGGAGUUCAAGACAGACACGGACUUGUAUGAGUUUGCCAAAUGCAGAACUUAUCCCACCAGCUUGGCGUUCUCCCAAGACGGCAAGAAAAUGGCCACCAUUGCCACUGACCGCAAAGUCCGGAUUUUCCGUUUCCUCACUGGGAAGUUGAUGAGGGUGUUUGACGAAUCAUUAACUAUGUUCACGGAGCUCCAGCAGAUGAGGCAGCAGUUGCCUGAUAUGGAGUUUGGCCGCAGGAUGGCGGUGGAGCGAGAGCUGGAGAAGGUGGACGGCAUCCGACUGACCAACAUCAUCUUCGACGAGACCGGACACUUUGUGCUUUACGGCACCAUGCUGGGCAUUAAAGUCAUUAACUUGGAGACUAAUAGGUGUGUGCGGAUCCUGGGCAAACAAGAGAACAUCCGUGUAGUGCAGCUGAGUCUGUUUCAGGGAGUAGCGAAGGCCAUGCAGGCAGCACCAACCAUUGAGAUGAAGGCCUCUGAGAACCCAGCGCUGCAGAGCACUGAUCCAGACCCCACCAUCUUCUGCACCGCCUUCAAGAAGAACCGCUUCUACAUGUUCACAAAGAGAGAGCCGGAGGACACCAAGAGUGCUGAUUCUGACCGUGACAUCUUUAAUGAGAAGCCGUCUAAAGAGGAAGUGAUGGCCGUGACACAAGCAGAAGGGCCAAAAAGAGUGUCAGACAGUGCCAUCAUUCACACCACAAUGGGCGACAUCCAUAUCAAACUAUUUCCCGUUGAAUGCCCUAAAACUGUGGAGAACUUCUGCGUCCACAGCAGGAACGGUUAUUUCAACGCCCACAUAUUUCAUCGGGUCAUCAAGGGCUUCAUGAUCCAGACCGGAGACCCCACAGGCACAGGGAUGGGUGGAGAGAGCAUCUGGGGGGGAGAGUUUGAGGACGAGUUUCAUGCCACACUGAGGCACGACAGACCCUACACCCUCAGCAUGGCCAACGCAGGCCCGGGAACCAACGGAUCACAGUUUUUCAUCACUGUCGUCCCAACUCCCUGGCUGGACAACAAGCACACAGUCUUCGGGAGAACCACUAAAGGUAUGGAGGUGGUCCAGAGGAUCUCCAACUUAAAAGUCAACCCCAAAACUGACAAACCGUAUGAAGACAUCAGCAUCAUAAACAUCACCGUCAAAUAGAUGUGCCGUCUGAGCUGCUCGCUUCUGAUUUUGUAAAAUAAAGUACCUUUUU
Sinocyclocheilus grahami is the source of this 1729-nucleotide messenger RNA. RefSeq names its product peptidylprolyl isomerase domain and WD repeat-containing protein 1. Gene Ontology annotation, biological process: protein peptidyl-prolyl isomerization. The transcript has 10 exons. NCBI's taxonomy places the organism in Eukaryota, Metazoa, Chordata, Actinopteri, Cypriniformes, Cyprinidae. Bases 1 to 1677 code for a protein of 558 amino acids. Gene Ontology annotation, molecular function: protein binding; peptidyl-prolyl cis-trans isomerase activity. The record is from RefSeq and is a predicted model, not a curated record.